AUUUUAAAUAGAUUUAAAAUAUAAUAUUUAAAAUACAUUCCGAGGUUACAGUACAAAUGAAGCUCCUUACGGUUGCUAUGUGGACCAGUCAGAUGCACGGGAAGCGUAUUAAUUGAGGAACAAGUCAGUAGGGUUCACUGCUGCUUGUGAAGACUACAUAAUUUAUACCACUGUUUGUUUACUGGUAAACAAGUGUCCUCUGUGAUAACUCCUCAAGAUAAAAAGAAAUGUAAGUGCAUAAACCAAAUCCCUUCUUCCUGUCAGUCUCUCCGAAUUAAUGUUUUACCUUACAAAUCCUCAUGACCCUUUGUUCUCCAGAGAAGAUUAAAUGAAAAUAAACUUAUGUUCUUCCUUUACCAAAGUUUGCCAACAUCAGUUCUGAGAAUGAGGCCAUCUGUUAUGUGACUGAGCUCCACUCCUUGCCCACCCAUUUGUUUGCUUCCUCCCAGAUUGCUCUUCUCUCCUUGUCAUUCCCAAAUCACACACUUCUCUUCCUGGCUCUGCAUUCUUUGAGUCUCUUCUUUUGAUCAUCACAGUUUAGUUUCAUGGCAGACUUCAUAAUCUCAUGGGCACCAGAGCCCUCUGCCAAGGUUUAUGCAGAUUUAAAGCCUGGAUUAAUCUGGCCUGGUAUUUAUAUAAAAUGUUCUGAACAUGGCAAGCACUAUAAAAGCACUGUAUAUUAUUACUGAGUCCAUGGAAAUCCCCCCUGCUAACUCAGCACAUAUUAAGCUGCUGUUCCUGGAGGUAAGGUGAAGUGACAGAAACAGCCAAAUCUACGUCUCAUCUUUGGAGACUGCAUCUUUUUUCUCUCUGGUUUUGUUUUUUUUUUUUCUUAUUUUUUUUCCUUUCCAGGAUUUCUGAAAGAAGCUAAAUGGAUGAGAGAGGAGACCCCCCUCAAAGAUUUCACCUCCUGAGAGUAUUGUUUCACAGAUUUUGGCAUAGCUUCCCUGCCUUUCACUGCUGCUAUGCUGCCCAACUCCCUCAUGCUGUUUCCUAAGCACUUUUGAAAGCUGGUAGCCUUGGAAGAAACCUUUCUGGGGAUAUAAAAUCUUGGUGCAGGGGGGGCUGCUUUCAAACUCUGGUCCGGUACCCAUGCUGGGGGAAAGCAGCCUCCAGAUCCCAGCUAUCCCAGCAAUCCGAAAGAUCCCAGCACAAAACGGGGACUGUAGGCCUAUAGCCAGAUCUUUAAGGAGCUGCUUCCAAAAAUUUUUUAUUACUUAAAGCGUACAUGAAGAAGAUGAGUGGUGACUACAGCCCAAGGUUAGUCAACGUGUCUCCACCUUCCAUGUUAUUAACAAGAGGAUGAUGCUUGAAAUAAGGUGUGUAUAUAUUAGUGAGGCACUGGAAGAGGUUGCCAAAAGAGGCAGUGGCUGCCCCAUCCCUGGAGACACACAGGGUCAAGCUGGAGGGGGCUCUGAGCACCUGAUGGAGCUGUAGGUGUCCCUGUGCAUUGCAGGGGAGUCGGACUAGAUGGCCUUUAAGGCUCACUUCCAACUCAAAUGAUUCUGUGGUUCUAUGCUGUAUGGUAACUUGAGCCGUGGCCUGACCCACUGAUUGAGCACCUGGGGAAAGAGCCCAGGCAGCCCUGGGAGCACAGGUGAAGGCAAUUCAGCUGUGUGACCAGAGGGGUGGAGCCUGGCUGCAUUUCUCUUAGACCUCAUUUAAGAGCCAACUGCCCCAGGAGGAGGAUCUCUGGUUGGAGAUCCUUCCUUGGGGAAGCUUUCCCCUGCAAACUUGGAAUCUUCUGAUAGGGGCCUUCUGCUCUGGAGUUGGUUCUUUGCAAUAUGAAAACUGAAUCGUUUCACAAAGCGUGGACCUUCCAGUAGAAUUUUUCAAGAUCAGUAGACGUAUAUCAACAGUUUUAUUUUUUUCUUGAAAUCUUCUGUGCAGCUUCUGAAGUUUCAAUCACAAUGAGUUCAGGGUUAUGGAGUCAAGAAAAAGGAAGUUCAUCCUAUUGGGAAGAGCGCAUCUUUUACCUGCUUCUCCAAGAAUGCAGUGUCGUAGACAAGCAGACUCAGAAGCUAUUGAAGGUGCCCAAGGGUAGCAUUGGGCAGUUUUUUCAAGACCGUUCUUCCAUGGGACACUCCAGAAAUAUUCCUUGUAAAGGCAAGAAGCUACAGAUUGGAUUAAAAAUUCUGGAACAGCCUCAUGCAGUUCUUUUUGUGGAUGAGAAGGAUGUUAUCGAAAUAAAUGAAAAGCUAGCUGAACUGCUUUUGGCAAUUACUAACUGUGAGGAAAGGUACAGCUUGUUUAAAAGCAAAAGCAGAUUAACUAAAGGCAUCCAAAUAGAUAUUGGCUCACCUGUUAGAGUACAGCUUAGGUCGGGAGAAGAGAAGUUUCCUGGAGUUGUUCGUUUCAGAGGACCCUUGCUGCAGGAAAGGUCCCUAACAGGGAUAUAUUUUGGAGUAGAACUGCUGGAAGAAGGUCGUGGCCAGGGCUUUACUGAUGGACAGUACCAAGGCAAGCAGCUUUUCAGAUGUGAUGAGGAUUGUGGGGUUUUUGUUGCUUUGGACAAACUGGAGCUGGUGGAAGAAGAUGACAAUGAACUGGAAAGUGACUAUGCAGCUCCAGUUGACGCAAUGCAGGUAGAACUUCCUCCUCUGGAGAUCAACUCCAGGGUUUCUCUGAAGAUAGGAGAGAGUAUAGAGUAUGGGACAGUUAUAUUCUGUGAUGUCUUACCAGGAAACGAAAGUUUAGGAUACGUUGUUGGAGUGGACAUGGAUAAUCCUAUUGGAAACUGGGAUGGAAGAUACAAUGGCAUACAGCUGUGCAGUUUUGCAAGUGUUGAAAGUACCCUUCUUUUGCAUAUCAAUGAUGUUAUACCAGAGACUGUGUCACAAGACAGGAGACCUCCCAAGCUUGCCUAUACCGCAAGAGGUGGUGGUGAUAAAAGUGUGUUCAACCAUAGUAAGCCAAAGGCAACAGGAUCUACCUCUGAGCCUGGAAAUAGAAACAGAUCUGAAGUCUUCUACACAUUAAAUGGAUCAUCAGUUGAUUCUCAGCCUCAAGCAAAAACAAAACCCCCAUGGUAUAUUGAUGAAGUUGCUGAAGACCCUGCAAAAUCACUUACUGAUUCAUCUCCUGGAUUUGGGCAUUCUUCACCACCACUGCAGCCACCUUUAACAAACUCUGUGACUACAGAAAACAGAUUCCACUCUCUCCCUUUCAGUUUGACAAAAGCAUCAAGUACUAAUGGUGCUAUUGGACACAGUCCUCUGUCUUUAUCUGUUCAGUCAGUCAUUGGUGAUGUAAACACUACAGCUAACCAGGAAAGUCCAUCAACAGGAGGCCCUGUUGGUAACUCGCAUGGUCUUGAAGCAGGUUCCUUGGCUGAAGUCAAAGAAAAUCCCCCUUUCUAUGGAGUAAUCCGCUGGAUUGGCCAGCCUCCUGGGGUAAAUGAAGUGUUAGCUGGACUGGAGCUGGAAGACGAAUGUGCAGGUUGUACAGAUGGAACAUUUAAAGGAACUCGAUACUUCACUUGUGCUCCAAAGAAAGCUCUUUUUGUUAAACUGAAAAGCUGCAGACCAGAUUCCAGGUUUGCGUCACUACAGCCGGUUUCCAAUCAGAUUGAACGCUGCAACUCUCUAGCCUUUGGAGGUUACUUAAGUGAAGUGGUAGAAGAAAACACUCCUCCAAAAAUGGAAAAAGAAGGUUUAGAGACAAUGAUUGGAAAGAAGAAAGGUAUCCAGGGUCAUUACAACUCCUGUUACUUAGACUCCACCUUAUUCUGCUUGUUUUCUUUUAGCUCCGUUUUGGACACCGUGUUACUCAGGCCUAAAGAAAAGAAUGAUGUAGAGUAUUAUAGUGAGACUCAAGAGUUAUUGCGAACAGAGAUUGUGAAUCCUCUUAGAAUAUAUGGAUAUGUAUGUGCUACAAAAAUAAUGAAACUGAGGAAAAUACUUGAAAAAGUUGAGGCUGCAUCAGGAUUCACUUCAGAGGAAAAAGAUCCAGAAGAAUUUUUGAAUAUUUUAUUUCAUCAUAUUCUAAGAGUUGAACCACUGCUGAAAAUAAGAUCAGCAGGUCAGAAAGUACAAGACUGUUAUUUCUACCAAAUUUUCAUGGACAAAAAUGAGAAAGUUGGAGUCCCAACAAUUCAGCAGUUACUGGAGUGGUCGUUCAUCAACAGCAACUUGAAGUUUGCAGAGGCUCCUUCUUGCCUGAUUAUUCAGAUGCCUCGAUUUGGAAAAGACUUCAAAAUGUUCAACAAAAUUUUUCCAUCCUUGGAGCUAAAUAUAACAGAUUUACUUGAAGACACUCCCAGGCAGUGCCGUAUUUGCGGAGGGCUGGCUAUGUAUGAGUGCAGAGAAUGUUAUGAAGAUACCGAUAUUUCUGCUGGGAAAAUCAAGCAGUUCUGCAAAACCUGCAAUACACAAGUUCAUCUUCAUCCCAGGAGACAGAGUCAUAAAUUCAAUCCAUUGUCACUCCCCAAAGAUCUGCCAGACUGGGAUUGGCGACAUGGCUGUAUCCCAUACCAGAAGAUGGAGUUGUUUGCUGUCCUCUGCAUAGAAACAAGCCACUAUGUAGCUUUUGUGAAGUACGGGAGAGAUGACUCCGCCUGGCUUUUCUUUGACAGCAUGGCAGAUCGGGAUGGAGGUCAGAAUGGCUUUAACAUUCCACAAGUCACCCCAUGCCCAGAAGUUGGCGAAUACCUGAAGAUGUCUGUAGAAGAACUGCACUCACUGGAUUCCAGAAAAAUUCAAGGUUGUGCACGAAGACUGCUCUGUGAUGCUUACAUGUGCAUGUAUCAAAGUCCAACCAUGAGUUUGUACAAAUGAACAACGCCCUCUGGGAAGCUGAAGAAAUGACAGAUUUCUACUGUUGCGUUCUCUGCAUUUUUUGUUCGUUUUGAUGCAACCGUUGCUGGCGAUGGAUGCGAUGACAAGGAAGAAGUUGACUGAGAACAAAAGGAUCACUGUUCCAAAAACUACUUGUGGAGUUCUGAGGUGGAAGUAUUUAAGCAUUUUGCACUCUAGGAAGUGUGCUUGUGUGUGUUUGUUUUAUAAACAAAGUCUAAAUGAAGUUACUAAAACUUAAAGCUUUAAGUGCAUUCAUUAUAUAUGGACAUUAAAAAAAAAAAGAAAAAAGUGGAGUUAUUCUCAGGAGAAACCUCCUUAGUCCAUUGAGAAUGUAAAGAUGUGGUGUUACUGCUCGGGUGAGUUUCUGUGGACCAAGGAUGAUAAUUCUUGUUUCUCUCCCCCUCAGCACUGCCUUUUUAGCACCAUUAAUUCUUCAAGAGAAUAACUUCAGUUUUAAUAAGAUAAAUGUUAAACUGUUCAUUGCAUUUUAAUUCUGUCCUGUUAGCUGUCUGCUGUCAUACAUUUACAUCUUCAGAAAUUCAUGUCCAUUACUUAAACAUCUCAGUUCCUGUCCUGUGGAAGUCAAGCACACUGACUUGUUGUUUGGGAAGUCGGGAUUGUUGGAGAGAAGAAGAGAGCAGUAAGAGGAAGGGUAACUGCUUAAAAUUAGCAGUGCAAGGGUAUGUAUCUAACUGAUACGUAAAGAAAGCAGACUGGAACAGAUCAUCAACUAUAUACAGAUGAUUGGAGGACAAAAUAAAGUAAGGGUUGCCUCAGGGAAUGGUAUUGAAACGGAGUUUAGUUCUUGGUGAAACAAAACUGACUUUUAUACAAUACAUUAAGCUACUACCUAGGAAUACAUUACACAUCUGACUCUUGAUAUCAGGAUUACUAAUGAAUAUUAAAAAUAUCUGCUGGGAAAAAUGAAACCAGAAGUACAGGAUCAGAGUUUUACAGUUUUACCUAGUACUUAAUGAAAACUAAUUUGAAAAGCUGCAAAAUCUGUAUUGUGUAAAAUGCACUUGGAAGUCUGUUGGUUCCUGUUUGCCAUGAAUUUUUGUGUUGUUGCUUUUUAGCUACUUCUGUAGCUAAGUGCUAUAUAUAAUGUGUGUACACAGUGAAAUCUGGUUGUACAAAGGAGUUAGUUACAAAUUGCAUAUAUGUAUGAGCUGUACAUUUUCAACUAGAGAUGUUUUAUAUGGAAAACUUCCUCCUUGGGAUCAAGUCCAUAUAGAAAACGCAACAGGAAAAGCUGCUUUAUCCACUGUUUUAAAGAGGAUGGGGAGUGAUCCUGUGUUGUAAAUGUUACUUUAUGCUUCUUGAAGAAAACAAAACUCUCCCUGUGGGACAUGCUCUACCACUGGGUUCUGCUAGAGCAAGGUAGGGAAGUGCUCUAAGGACUACUCUGUCAGCUCUAAGGAAAACAAAGGGGGGCUGAGAGCACUGAUCUGUUCCCUGGGCAGCUGCAUGAAGUGUGGUCUGAGUUUUCACUCUCAAGAACAAAGAACUUUUUGGUGUCACUGCUGCUUUUGCCUCUAAUAAUCUCCUGGCUUCCAAGGACCCUUGCCUUAUUUAUCUCAUCUGUGCUCCUGGCAAAAUGCUGAUUCUCUAGUUGCAGUACUGAGUUCUUAAACUCCUUUUCUCCCAAAGAAUUCCUGUAAGGCUUUAUUUACCUGUUGGAUUCGGUAAACAUCUGUCAGCAGAGGGCUGUUGUUGGCAGUGGUUCUUCCUUGGCUCUGGGAAAGCAGCUGCAGGUGCUCAGAUGUGUUGACAAAGAUGCCAUUGAAGCAGUGGGUAGGGACUAUAAGGUAAAAAUGACUAGGCUGGUAUUUACUUUAUAAUGCCACUUAUUUACACAGUGGGAGCACAAAGUAUGAUUUCCACCCCCUCCUCCCCCAAAAAAGAAAAAAAAAAAAAAAAAAAGAAAAAAAGAAAACAUAUAUUAAUAACAAACAGGACUGAAUUAAAGUAGAUGGGUGUGAAUAAAUGAACUGCUUGGCUUCCUGGCUGCAGUUUUUCUCAUCUGACUGCUCUGUGGUAAUCUAGCAAUGUAAAUGAGAUGUCAUGGAACCUAACCUGGGUUUUCUAUUUCAGGAAGGAUUACAAAGCAAACGUCUUUCACUCUAAAAAGAAAUGUGUAAAAUAAGUUAGAGAAUUCAGGAUGUGCCAAAGGGGAUUGAAUAAGCUAAUUUGAGGAGAGCCUGCAUUUAAUACCUGCCCUUCUGGUAAAGGCAGUGCACAAAAGUUCCAGUGACUGAGCACUCACCAUUGAUAUAUAUAUAAUGCAUUUGGGAAUGUCCCAGGUAUUUUUUUUUCCUAUUUCUUUUGAAAAUGCAGAUGCACCCCUAAAUUAAUAGCACUUGUUAAACGAGAUGAUUGCUUCAUGGUUCACCUCUCACAUCUUGCUAAUGUGGUCUUAAGGUAUGAGUAAAAAUGCACAUACAAGGUACAGUUCCUAAUGGCCUGCAAACAAAGUUGAGAGAAAAAAGGACGGACUGCAGUACUUAGUGCUCACCAAUAGAAAUCCCCAAAGCGCUGUAGGCUGCAGCAGAAGGCUGGUGUAUUUUGGUAACUGGAGAAAAAAGCUGCAAAAUUAUCUUCAUCUUUAUCCUGAACAUAUGUUGAAAGUGUAGUACUGUGUUUUACUGAAUAGCUUCAGCAGUGGCUACUUUAAGCAAGUGUAGUGUGUGACAGGAGUUACAAAUGGUUGGUUCAUUUCAAUGCACUUAUUUUUCUUGUGCACUUUAUGCUCCACUGAAUAGAUAAACUUGGUCACCACGGUCCCUACUGCCAGCCUGUGUCACACAAAGCUGGAGCACAAUUGGCUGCAGAUUGCAACUUGGUGUUUCAGACCUGAGAUGGUGUAAAAAGCAGCUUGAAAGCUUUGUGUAUUUUUACCACUGUAACAAAGCAUGUUUUCUCUGUUCUUGAUGUUUUGCUAAAUAAACAUCUCAUGUUUUGUGCACA
Molecule: messenger RNA, 7763 nt
Organism: Lagopus muta (rock ptarmigan)
Lineage: Eukaryota; Metazoa; Chordata; Aves; Galliformes; Phasianidae
Gene: CYLD
Product: CYLD lysine 63 deubiquitinase
Exons: 17
Coding region: 1911-4775 (954 amino acids)
Biological process (GO): protein K63-linked deubiquitination; necroptotic process; regulation of intrinsic apoptotic signaling pathway
Cellular component (GO): cytosol
Molecular function (GO): cysteine-type deubiquitinase activity; K63-linked deubiquitinase activity
Source: RefSeq, a predicted model, not a curated record